Kwoniella mangroviensis CBS 8507 is the source of this 2193-nucleotide messenger RNA. RefSeq lists its product as uncharacterized. The record is from RefSeq and is a predicted model, not a curated record. Gene Ontology annotation, cellular component: chromatin; transcription regulator complex; PcG protein complex. The coding region runs from base 1 to 2193 and encodes 730 amino acids. NCBI's taxonomy places the organism in Eukaryota, Fungi, Basidiomycota, Tremellomycetes, Tremellales, Cryptococcaceae. The transcript has 6 exons. Gene Ontology annotation, molecular function: DNA-binding transcription factor activity, RNA polymerase II-specific; RNA polymerase II cis-regulatory region sequence-specific DNA binding. Gene Ontology annotation, biological process: regulation of transcription by RNA polymerase II.
AUGUCCGAUUCGACUUCUUACCAACAAUUUUACUUGCCUCCUCCUUCUUCUUCAUCUCAUGACCCUCUCUCGUUUUCUUCUUCUCAACAAUCAAAAACCAAUAACGACUCUCAAUCUUGUUCUCAUCCCGGUAUCGGAACCAACAAUGGGGCUCAAAUACCUACAAAUACGAUCAACUUGAAUAUCGAAUAUCAAGAUUCAUAUCCUUAUCCUUAUCCUUAUCAGGUACAAUACCCUUAUAAUCCCACUUCUUCAUCAUUCGAGUAUCAACAGACUAUACAACCUCAAUCACCGCCAAGUUCUUUCGAUUAUUCUCAGCAAACCUCAUCGUCACCUAUCUCAGCAUCAUUCCCUGUUCCUUCAGAAUACUAUCAGUCAUAUCCCAACGCUCAAGCCACAAUUCUCAAUACUGUACCAUCGUCCUCGCCAACCCAAUAUCUGCCCCAAGUAGGAGUGGCGAAUUUUCCAUCUCAACCAGUGUCGGACAUAGGAGUCAAUACUUUCCCAUCAACCAGUGCACAACCGCUGACUAUCACCAAAGAAGGUCAAAUAAUGGAGAGAGGGUAUAAUUGGCCAACGCCCAUAGCGUUAGAAGGGAAGAUGCAGGAUAUGCAAUUAGAGAAUCAGAGUGGUGGUGGGAUGUGGCACAGCACCGAGACUGGUCCGAGCGUUGUGAACGUGGCGAAUGAAACGAAUUUAUUCGAAACCAUCAAUACCAGUACUUGCCCUUCAUCUUCCUCGAGCUCGUAUUUAUCUCCGAGUAUACCAACAUGGGAAACGGACACAUCAACAUAUCAAGUAUCCACCACGUCAACGACUCAGCCUACUACUCCUGGACAGGCAUUCACUCCCAGACCCUCAUGGCAGUCUUAUACUUCACCUGCCAACUAUGGAUACCGACCUCAUCCGUAUCCACCAGACCAACAACACUAUCGAGUUUCCUCAUCUUCACCCACAUCCCCAUCUCACAAAUUACCUACGUCGAUCCCAUUCACCACUUCAUUCUCUCUAUCUACUCCUGCACCAUCAACUCCCGCAUUUGUAGUAAGACCAUCACUCGAGAUGUUGACUACCAAAGUGGCCAGACCGAAGAGGAGAUUACCUACUCCACCGAGAAUAAGCGGCUGGGUACCACCUGAACAAAGACCUUUACCUUCAAGCGAUAUGGGUGAAGAAGGUAGACCGAGGAUGUUACCUGUCGUUACACCCGAAUACUUCUCAUCCAACCAUCCUCAUCCGACCCCCAAUCCAUCUUCUUCUUCUACUACUAUGAUGAUACCUUCCGUUCCCCGAUCAAUGUUUACGAAAGUAUCAAUAUCAGAGUGUGAUACUUGUCUUCCACAAGUACAAACUCAGAAUCAAGAUACUUUCGCAUUCGCAAUGUCUAAUCCUCCCGACACCUCAAUCACCAAUCUUACCAUGCCCACCUCAUCUCAUGUACGGGCGAUUGCCGAUCCUACAUCCACUGAUCCUCUACCAUCAUCCCAGACUCAACCUACCCUGUCAAUAGCAGUACUUUCCAAAAGGGAUUUGCUGACUCGACAACCAUUCGACCCUUCUGGAUCUGGCUCUGGACCUUCCCGACCUCGGACAGAGCCAUAUGCAGUACGACAGAGGGGUAGACCAAGGUCCAAGGCUGGUACGGCCAAGAGACCUUCGACGGGUGGGUCUACAUUGGGGAUGGGAACCUCGAGGAGAUGGAGGAUCGAGCAGAAGCUCGCGAGCAGUAUCGGGAUGAGGAGGUUCAUGUGCCCGGAUUGCGAUGAACCGUUCACCAGGAGGAAUGAUCUCGAGCGUCAUCAGAGAUCAAAACAUACUGGUGAAACUCCGUUCAUCUGUCCGGGAUGUGAGAAGGGCUUUAGCCGGAAAGACAAACUCGAUCAGCAUAUCGAGAAAGUCCCGGCUUGUAAGGCUAUCGCUCCACCUCGAGAGGAGAGAGUACGGAGACGGAACAACAACAAGGUUGAACCUAUUCCUAAUCCGCAAUAUCUUCCUCAUCCUCAUCCUCAUCCUCAUCCUCAUCCGCAUCCGCAUCCGCAUCCGCAUCCGCAUCCGCAUUCGAACUCGAACUCGACUUCGAGUUCUACCAAUUAUCGAUAUGAUCCCAGGUUAUACAAUGAUAAUCUCGAUAACAACCAUUGUAAUCCGACGAGUUGGCUUGGGACUCAAUCAAGUCAAUCUUAUUAUGAGUAA